Paecilomyces variotii is the source of this 519-nucleotide messenger RNA. RefSeq lists its product as hypothetical. Bases 120 to 449 code for a protein of 109 amino acids. The transcript has a single exon. The record is from RefSeq and is a predicted model, not a curated record. Lineage: Eukaryota; Fungi; Ascomycota; Eurotiomycetes; Eurotiales; Thermoascaceae.
AACAAAAGGAAAGAAAACGAGACAACGGCCGGGAGAGGAGUGACCGGCAUCCUUUAAAAAAAGGAUGCGAUGGGAAGCAAAAGGGAAGGAUAACAUGACAGCAGAUGACUGCAGCUUAAAUGAGUCUGCUGAGCUUCCGAGUCAGGCUCGCAAGGUUAGGGGGUGACUCACCCGGCCCUAACCGCGUUGGACCUGAUGGUCUCGACCAUGGGCGCCAGACGAUCGCCCAAAGGGGCCCGGAUGGCGCCAUUCCACGGCAAAACACGCUGAAAUUUGAAUCGUGCGCGAUUACGGGCUUCUCUAUGGCGAAUCGGAGUCUUCUCGAGCUUUCCUGCCGACUCUUCCUGUCUUUGUUUUUCGUAGGGCUACCGCUGGGCAUCGACUCUAAACGCGGAGUUCUCUUGCUUCUCCCCGUUUUUGGAAUUUUUUCUUUUUUUUUUUAUUAUUAGGUCAUAAAGUGGACAUAUUAUUCUAUGAAUCACAGACCAAGUAAGGAAAAAAAAAGUUUCAAUAAUGUAC